This is a messenger RNA of Oryzias latipes (Japanese medaka), 3503 nucleotides long. Its product is annotated as serine/threonine-protein kinase PAK 2. Lineage: Eukaryota; Metazoa; Chordata; Actinopteri; Beloniformes; Adrianichthyidae. Gene Ontology annotation, molecular function: protein serine/threonine kinase activity; ATP binding. Gene Ontology annotation, biological process: protein phosphorylation. The record is from RefSeq and is a predicted model, not a curated record.
UUGAUUGACAGAUUAUCCCGAGCCCACUUGUAAGUGGUAGGGAAGUGGACUUCCAACAAGUUCACUUCUGAUUGGUGAGAGUUGUUGCCAUAGAAAUGUCUACAAGUACCAACGUGGUCCAAUCACUGGUUACUGAUGUUGUCUGGCUCCAACUUGGCGGCUUCCGUAUCGCAAAAAUUGGCGACUGAAUUGACGUCAUUUUGUUGGAGCGGGAAGUAAGCCCUUUUCAAGGGGUGACAUCACAGUCACUGUCCAGUUCUCAUAUAAAGUCAGGACAAAGGCAGGGAACAGGUUACCUGUCAAUCAUAGGACAAUAAUCACAAACUGCUCACAAUUCAAAGUCACCAAUCAGCCUAAGAAACAUGUUUUUGGACUUUGGAAGGACGCCGCAGUACCUGGAGAACCGAUGUCAGAACAUUCCAAACCCUACACAGAAUAGAGCUAGUCUAUGGUACUGCUGUGUAUGAUAGAACAGGAGAGAAACGGCAGCCGAAUGGGUAGUUAUUCACUAACUUGUAGUGUUUGUUCUUCAUCAUGUGGGAUCCAGGAGCAGAGAAACAACCCGGUCCAAUCUGCAGCCCACAGCUACUUAAAUUCCAAACCCAAGGCAACUUGUCUGAACCUGGCCAGCCAGCAGCUAGCAUUUUCCCCCACCACACAUGCACACACGCGCGCACACACACACACACACAAUACUUCUGAAAACGCAGCAUAUUCUUGGACUGGGGCUAAUUUUAUCCUGUCGAGACACGAAGAUCCCUCUUCCAAGAUCUGGGAGGAAUGAGGCAGCCUGCUAAGACCUGCCCAGAAAGGUGUGAAGAGAGAAAGGAAGGGUUAGGGGGCAGCUUAACAGCUACACAAGAAGCAGAUGCAGAUGUGCACAGCGGGGAUAUAAUGGCAUUUCCUUUUCUACCUGAUCUUCUGUAAGAAGCAGAAGAGACAGAAUUCAGGUGAAUGUGCGUAUAGAUGUGUGACAGCGGAGUGUGUGAGGACAAGCCCCCCGCCCCCCCUGUCAGGAUGAGCAGUCAAGGAGGAGGAGUCAAGGACACCCAGUCAGCCAAUCACAGCUCUCGGCCGCUUCCAUCCGAACCGGAGGAGAAGAAGUCCAGAAACAAGAUCAUCUCCAUUUUUGCCCCAGAGAAAGGAGGCAGGAAGAAGGACAGAGACAAGGACAGACCUGAGAUCUCCUCCCCGUCAGACUUUGAACACACCAUCCAUGUGGGCUUUGACUCUGUUACAGGAGAAUUCACUGGAAUGCCAGAGCAAUGGGCUCGGCUCCUUCAAACCUCCAACAUCAGUAAGUUGGAGCAGAAGCAAAACCCUCAGACUGUCCUCACCAUUCUCAAAUUCUACGACUCCACCAGUGGAAAGCAGAAAUACAUCGGUUCAGAUAAAGAUUCGCAGUUGCCGGGAAAACAGAGUACUGCAGCCUCACCGUCUGGGAAAGAUGUUGAUGAUGAGGAUGAUGGAGAUGACACACCUCCUCCAAUUGUGGCUCCAAGACCACCUAAUACAAUAUCUGUGUAUACUAGAUCAGUUAUCAACCCAAUCCCACCUCCAGAUGCAGACAGUAACUCUCAGGCAGCAGAUAAACAGAAGAAAAAAGGGGGAAAGAUGACCGAUGAGGAAAUCAUGGACAAACUAAGAACUAUUGUCAGUAUUGGGGAUCCCAAGAAAAAAUACACCCGCUAUGAGAAGAUCGGCCAAGGGGCUUCCGGCACAGUUUACACAGCCAUAGAUGUUUCCACUGGUCAAGAGGUGGCCAUCAAACAGAUCAACCUGCAGAAGCAGCCAAAGAAGGAACUCAUCAUCAACGAGAUCUUGGUCAUGAAAGAGCUCAAGAAUCCCAAUAUUGUCAACUUUGUUGAUAGCUUCCUGGUCGGUGACGAGCUGUUUGUGGUGAUGGAGUACUUAGCUGGAGGCUCUCUGACUGAUGUUGUUACAGAGACGUGCAUGGAUGAGGCUCAAAUUGCUGCCGUCUGUAGAGAGGUCCUGCAGGCUCUGGAGUUUCUUCAUGCCAACCAGGUCAUCCACAGAGACAUCAAGAGUGACAAUGUACUGCUAGGAAUGGAUGGAUCAGUCAAACUCACGGACUUUGGCUUCUGUGCCCAGAUCACCCCAGAGCAGAGCAAGCGCAGCACCAUGGUGGGGACUCCAUACUGGAUGGCUCCAGAAGUAGUGACCAGAAAAGCCUACGGCCCCAAAGUGGACAUUUGGUCCCUGGGGAUCAUGGCCAUAGAGAUGGUGGAGGGGGAGCCUCCAUAUCUGAACGAGAAUCCUCUCAGAGCUUUGUAUUUAAUCGCCACCAAUGGAACUCCUGAGCUUCAGAAUCCAGAGAAGCUGUCCCCUGUUUUCAAAUCCUUCCUAUCCCGCUGUUUGGAGAUGGACGUGGAGAAGCGAGGCUCAGGAAAAGAACUGCUGCAGCAUCCAUUCCUGAAGAUUGCAAAACCUCUUUCCAGCCUGACUCCUCUCAUCCUGGCAGCCAAAGAAGCGAUGAAGAGCAACCGUUAAAUCUCUUCCCAAGAACUGUUGGAAAUGAUUUUUGUAUCUGGGAUUAAAAGUGUUCCGAAGCCACAGACGGUCAGCAUCUUCCUCUGGUCUACAUAGGAGGACCAUCGGCGAUCUGUGAUCAUUUUCAUGUUUAUUCCCAGUUGUGACAAAACACUGCUUUGUACCAAAACUGUUUUAUUAUUUGGGUUCCAAAGCUGUAGCAGUUUUUUUUUUCAGUUUGAACAACAAUCAGAGAGAUAAUUCAGUUUUUAUGGCCUUACAAAGUUUGAACAAUCAUAAACAUAAGACAUGUUUUUUGUCUUAAUUCUUUGUUUAAAAAAUUCGAAUUAGGUUUUCUAAAAAGCUGCACAUUUAGGAGGUGUUAUACGUGCCGUUUUUGUCCAAGUGUGCCAUGAAAAGCCAAAGUGUCCUUAGACUGCACCGUGAAACACUGCAGUAUCUUAAAGCAUCAUAUUUUGAAUUCUUUUUGAACAAUUCUUUAUUGAAAUCCACUCAGGCACCAAAACAGUUAUGUACUGAUGUACUGUAGAUUUUUAAAAUCCUUCGUUUUAUUGCAUGAAUUAAUAACAAAGUGCAAAAACUGCAGCUUUAUAGCUUUCACUGUUAGACUAGAAUAUGUUUGUUCUUCUGUGGCCUUGUGUUCACAAAAACUUUAUGAAACUGUUUAAAUUUAACCUGGAGGAUUUUUUUUUUCAUAUAUUGUACAAUGUUCUUUAUUUUACCAGCUUUUAUUAUUUGUAUAUCUCUGUUUAAUGUUUAUAACUAACAGCAGAACUCUGUUCAAAUUUUGCAAAUUUAUUUUUCUCUUGUCUUCAGGUUUCGAUUUAGAGACAAUCCUGUCCCUGAUGGUGCAGUUAUGGACUUUAAGCCAUGAAUGCUGUGGAACUUAGUGAAUUAUUAGACAUGUUUAGAAAAGUUCUUCUUUCUUUUUUUUUACAUCUUGAAAUCAAACCUGUUUGGCACAGAAUAAAAUCCUGACAGUAUGAGCCAUA